UGUGAGCCGCGUGCUCUUCAGGUUCUUACUCAUGUCUCUUCAUCAACCAACUUCUAAGCUCGUUUAAUAAUUAUCAUGACGGCAUUUAAUUAGAUUUAAUCUACAAUUAUUAAAAUAAAUUAAAAUGACUCGAAAAAGUAGUAAAAAAAAAAUUUAGCGCACUAAUUAUGUCUCGAUAAAUUUAAAUAUUUGAAGGUGAUGUAAAAAAAAAUAUAUAUAUAAAUAAUGACAUUAAUUAAUAAUACAAUGCAGUAAGUGGUGAUGUGAAUUUUUUUUUUAGUGAAAUUUUUUUUAUUUGCAUAAAAAAAAUUUAAGUUGAUUGUAUAAAUUGUAAAUAAAUAAAAUAUAUAAGAUGGAGUACGAUCCGAUGAUAAAUUUGACGUUCGAUGCAGAUAAAAUUCUGCUGAUGGAAAAUCUAUCGAUUUUUGAAAAUAUAAGUGAGGAAGACUAUUUGAUGUAUCAAUUGGGACCCAAACACUUGCCGAUGUCUGUUGUCGUACCGAUAACGAUAGUGUAUGUUAUUAUUUUUAUAAUGGGAAUUGUGGGAAAUAUAAUGACUUGUUGGGUUAUCCUGCGUAAUCCCGUAAUGCAAACAGCCACAAACUAUUAUUUGUUCAGUUUAGCUAUUUCCGAUUUAUUGCUACUCGUUCUCGGACUGCCGUUCGAGCUGAGUGUCUUUUGGCAGCAGUAUCCAUGGGAACUUGGCUGGGGUUUGUGUAAAAUACGAGCGUAUGUAUCGGAAACGUCUUCUUACGUAUCAGUAUUAACGAUAGUGGCUUUCUCUAUGGAGAGAUACCUGGCAAUUUGUCACCCUCUACAUCUUUAUGCGAUGAGUGGAUUGAAGCGACCGCUAAGAUUCAUCCUGACUGCCUGGCUCCUGGCUAUGCUCGCAGCCAUCCCGUUUGCCGUUUACACUAAAGUCAAUUACGUUGAGUACCCGCCUGGAAGUGGACGCGUUUCUGAGGAAUCAGCUUUCUGUGCCAUGUUACUUCAAAACAUGCCGGCCUUUCCAAUGUACGAAUUAAGUUGCUUAAUAUUCUUUCUGAUACCUUUGGUCCUCAUAAUGGUACUUUACAUACGCAUGGGUCGCAGAAUACAAAGCACCACUUUGGGACGCAGCAUUGAGGGUACAGUUCAUGGGGAAACAAGACAAGUCCAGUCACGGAAAGCCAUCAUCAGAAUGCUCAGUGCAGUAGUGGUUACAUUUUUUAUCUGUUGGGCGCCAUUUCACGCCCAGCGUCUACUUUACGUCUACGAUUCAAAGAGACUACUCGGCGCGAUUAAUGAGUGGCUGUACUUUCUCGGCGGGUGUCUUUACUACAUAAGCACCGCGAUAAAUCCGAUUUUAUACAAUGUUAUGAGCGCUAAAUACAGAGGGGCAUUUAUGGAAACCUUGUGCUGCACGGCACAUACCAACAAUCACUUGAACAGAGACGACCAGAGCAGCGUCAAGGAAACGAUGAUUUAUCGUUGUGGGUCAAUGAGAAGUUCGCAAAUUGCGCGGGGACGCACUCGCAGCAUGAGGUACCACCUGGACAACUCGAGAGACGAUCAGAAUCACUACCGACAACACGAAAGAUUUGUAAACAACCUCACGGUCAUGAAUAAUUUCAACGAAAUUCCCAUUGAAACGAGAAAACUCUCGACAGUUAUUCACUCGAGCAACGGCCGUGCUAAAUGUAGAGCAUCUGAAAAAAAUAAUCUACUGGACGAAACUCACAUUUGAAAUAAAUUUAAAGCUGGAUUAUUUUUACUGUAAAUCUAUCAUCAUUAACUGUGAUUAAUGCCUGAGCUUUAAUGUUAUAUAU
This is a messenger RNA of Microplitis mediator, 1808 nucleotides long. RefSeq names its product neuropeptides capa receptor-like. Gene Ontology annotation, molecular function: neuropeptide receptor activity. The transcript is spliced from 6 exons. Gene Ontology annotation, biological process: neuropeptide signaling pathway. Bases 353 to 1726 code for a protein of 457 amino acids. Gene Ontology annotation, cellular component: plasma membrane. NCBI's taxonomy places the organism in Eukaryota, Metazoa, Arthropoda, Insecta, Hymenoptera, Braconidae. The record is from RefSeq and is a predicted model, not a curated record.